AAGUGUAAACAUCCUUUUCUACAAACUGACCUUUGAAAACAAAUUUCGUAUUGGGUAACCAAAAAAAACCAUAGAUAUAUAAAAAUCAUAUAUAUCUCACUAACCAAAUCCCUAUGAGACUCGUCCAUAAACAUCAAUCUCAACGAACCAUCUAUAGAAUUCUUUUUGACAAAAAUAAUUCAAAAUAAUGUACUCUUCAUCCUCUGUAUCACGCAUCAUUUUGAUUUAUGUCUCGGCCAUACAACUACUCCUUAUAAACGGCAAAUUGUCCUUAAACGUGACCAAUGAGUAUCUCAACCACACAUGCUUGGUUAGUCAAGGAAAAUACAAGUUGGGAAGUGAGUACGAUAAACUUUUUAAAAACAUCAUGAAAAUGUUCUAUAAAAACAGUAUCAGAGGUUACGACCUUUUUGGCGAUUCUACUUUUACCGCUAUCCUCCAGUGCCGCGGCGACUCCUACGGGCCCAAGUGCCGCGACUGUUUUGUCACCGCCCUCGCUGCGCUUCGUAGGAGAUGUCCAUGGUACAAAGGGAAGAUAAUAUGGUAUGACCAAUGUCUUCUUUCGAUGGAUUCCAAAUAUUCUGUUGGGCAGAUCGAUUACGACAAUAACUUUUGUAUGUCCAACGCGAAGAAGGUGGUAGAAGAUGGAGUCGCAUUUAUACAAGUUUGGAAUAUUCUCAUUGGCGAUCUGACGAAAUUAGCCACCACUGGAGAUAAUUACACACUGUACUCUGUGGGGGAGAAGCGGUACAAGGGUGAUAUGAUAUAUGGAAUGGUGCAGUGUGCGGUAGACUUAUCGCGAAAAGCUUGUCAGGAGUGUGUGUUGUAUAAUAGAUUUCAUUUUCAAGUUUGCGUGAAUGAUAUACGAGGAGCGAGAGUUGUAGGCAGGAGCUGCACUUUUAGGCUUGAGUUUUACCCUUUUAUUGCCAAGCAGGUCCGUAAUAUUUAAUAGAGCUAAAAGUAUUUAAUGUAAACUUUAUUCAAUCAUAAGGUUUCUUUUUCUUCUUGCUGGAUAAACUAACUUUUAUUAAAUAAAAAUUUACAAAGUUAUUACGGAAGCUACUGAUGAAUCAAAUUUUUACAUAUGCACAUAUAUAUGCCAUAUGCUCAAAGACAAUUUAAACAAAUUAGUAAAUUAUCAUGCUUUAUCUCAAAGCCUUACUUGCAAAAUUAUUACUAAUCCCCUAUGAUCCUUAUCCGAAACUGAUCUUUUUAUGCAAAUGUUGUGCUUGGUGUUCUUUUCCUCGUUGAGACUUCUAAUUGCACAUUGCAUUACAAAACCAUUGAUUCCAUCAAUACUUUUGAAAAGUAGACACGUUGAUAUCAAUCAAUCUGUAACAAUGUCUUUUUCGCAAAUAAUGAUUUUUGCUAAUUCGAUUAUUUGUUAUGUUCUAAAUAAUUUUAAUUAAUGAUUUUGCUUAUUUGUUACGUUUAAUGAAUAGUGAUAUAUAAUUAACAACAAAUUUUAUAUUUCAUAUUAACAACAUAAUAAUAUUGUAUCAACUAACCACGUUAAGAAAAGUCUAGCCGUUCAUGAAUGUUGCCAGGUUAUAUAACCAAUUAAUAUCUUUGCUCACACGAGUUUAAAACUUCUCCUUCGUCUAAAUUUUUUUUAUUUCUUGGUUAUAUGUAGGUUUUUUAUUUUCCAACUUGCUUUUUCCUUCUUUGUUUAUUAUUUUGUGCAGACCCAAAAGUUCCGAAUCAAAUGAUUAGGAACGAAUACAAUUUAGAAUGAUUAUUUAUGUUCCAUAAGCCAUAGCACGAAACAAGUCUUUAUUUCUGUUUGUUUGGUACUUGAAGGAAUCCUAAAUCCACUGUGGUUGUUUUUAAUAUUUGAUAUGAACCUUAAUUUAUGAUUUUAUCAUUUUCUAUGUAUUGCAGCCAUAGUCGUAUAUGUCACUUUAAUUUUGAUCCUGGAGCAUUGACAGACAGCUUCCUUUGAGUAAAAUAGCUUCUGUCUUGGCAAACGACACAUGAGAAUUUCAUGUUUCCUUGCACAGUCUUCCCUCACCAGCUACCUUGUUAAGCUAACAGUGGACGCCAUUGACUCCUCUGGAACCAAAGUUGUUCAAUCAGUAGCUGAAGAAACUGAAACUCCUAUGAGUUGUCAUGAUGUACCAGAAACACUGUUGAUGAAUGAUCCCUCACUGUUGUGUUGAAUGUGACACAAGCAGUUGUUCAUCUUCAUCAAGUGUUCAUGAUGCAUUCAUUCCAGCAGAAAAAACUUUCUGAGUUUGGUGGCAGGCUGGCAGCAAUAUAUGUUUCUUUUGCGGCUGGAAGCCAUGACACAGUAAUGGUGUUCUUUAUACCAAUGCAGUUCAAACCAGAAAAAAGAUAUUGUGGUUGGAAGAAGAGAAAUGAGUUUUUUCAAUCCUACAAAGAAUCGUUAAGAUUCAGAUUUGAAUAAUAAUUUCCUUAAAGCAAACUGAAGGUGUUAAAAUUAGUUUUAUUUUUCUUCUGUUGCAUGGCUGCAUUUUACUGAUUACCUUUUUAGGUUCAUGUAAGAGGACAUCAAGUCUGCAAACAAUACUAAUCCAUUUUUGGCAUGGUGCUGACAAAAAAAUAAAAGUCCAUUAUUUGGUUGGUAAUAUUACUCAAGAAAAUCACCUUGUGGCAAAGGAGUAAAAGUAGUGACCUACUCGCUUUCAAACGCGGUACAAUCACCAAAGCAUCGAAACAUUACUUAUCCUCGAUAGAAACAUAUAGUUGAAACUUGUGAGUUUCACUUUGUGAAUAGCAUGCUUCUUCUAGCUCAACUAUGAACAAUAACAACAACAAUAAAACUGAUACUCUUCUGGAUGAAGACAUUUUCAUGUCUCUUGCAUUUGAAUGAUGACCCACUGCAUUGGUAAAAAUAGUACAUGGAAAAAUUCAUAUGGUACAAUCGUCACAUCGGAAUGCAAUUAACAUUGAUGUUAUGAUGAGGAUGAGGUGUUGAGUUUGAUGAGGAUGCGAAGAUUCGAUUGGAAGAGGACUUAUGAAUUUGAGGAGGUACGAUCUCUACAGAGAUGUGUGAUCGUUUCACUGAGUUGGAUUUGGGAGAUACAAUUGGGUCUCUUAUUAAAUUCAUAACCUCCAUGGUUAUGAGUUUGUCAAAGAAGAAAGUAGGAGAUUUUUGAUCGGAUUCAAUUGGUUACUAUUAGAUUUGUGGACAAAAUCUACAGAUUCGGAGGGGGGAAAUAGAAGUAACAGAGGAUUCUAUGUUUGACCUUGGAACGUCCAGGAUAAUCAUCAUCUCCACUAAAGGUGUCUUUACCCCCUAUGGGUCCUCUGUAACAUUGAGGCCUCUGGAAAAGGUCGGAUUGUGUAAUAAAACACAAGCUCAUGGUCUAUACUCAUGGAAGUUCUUUCGGGUUAAGAAACUUUUUACUUGUCUCAGUCUAUUUCUAGUCCCAAGGGAGCAAUCGGUAACGUUAAUUUAUUAGAAUAAGGCUGUUAAGAAAACAAAGAAUGGCAUUAUUUCAUCAGACUGUAAGCUUGGCGAUGAGGAAAAAAAUGCUCAGGGCUUAAAUAAUCACUAGACUUUGACCCGCUUUUUCCAAUGGCGGAUAUAUUUUUUGUUUUAAUUUUUAUUAUUUCAAGAAAUUUAAUUAUUUUAAUUUUUAUUAUUUCUAGAAAUUUAAUUUUUAUAUAUGUAUUUAUUAUUACUUAAAUUUAAUAUAACUUUUGCAAACUAUAUCGAAUAUGUCAAAGCUGUAUUUCUGUACUUUUACCGAUUUGACAAAUCUCCACGGCACAUCUCAGCCGAACGCAUAAGAAGUUGCAGAUGUUGUUGUUAAUAAAAUAGGUUUCAUAAUUUGUACACUGUUUUUGUUCUUCAAGCACGAUCCUUUAAAAAAUGUGUAAAGUAAAACAUAAAUCUAACUGUUUUGUGCAACUGUAUAGCAUAAAGAAAAGUAAGUAUAAAUUAAAAAGUAACUGCCGAAUCUAGAGAAUGAUCGUAUCUUUUUUAUUAAAUAGAUUUAGAUACAAAUCUAAAUUACUGUCUUAAUAAUAUUGAUUAGGUUUGAUUUCUGAAAAAAAUUACUGUCCAUCAAAUUGUAAAGAAAAAAAAUAUUUUUAUAGCUAUUU
Messenger RNA from Brassica napus (rape), 4071 nucleotides. Its product is annotated as putative cysteine-rich repeat secretory protein 17. Bases 188 to 949 code for a protein of 253 amino acids. The transcript has 2 exons. NCBI's taxonomy places the organism in Eukaryota, Viridiplantae, Streptophyta, Magnoliopsida, Brassicales, Brassicaceae. The record is from RefSeq and is a predicted model, not a curated record.